Annulohypoxylon maeteangense is the source of this 3069-nucleotide messenger RNA. RefSeq names its product phosphatidylinositol 3-kinase. The record is from RefSeq and is a predicted model, not a curated record. Lineage: Eukaryota; Fungi; Ascomycota; Sordariomycetes; Xylariales; Hypoxylaceae. Gene Ontology annotation, molecular function: 1-phosphatidylinositol-3-kinase activity. Gene Ontology annotation, biological process: autophagy of peroxisome; phosphatidylinositol-mediated signaling; phosphatidylinositol-3-phosphate biosynthetic process. The transcript is spliced from 3 exons. The coding region runs from base 114 to 2873 and encodes 919 amino acids. Gene Ontology annotation, cellular component: cytoplasm; phagophore assembly site; endosome.
CGAAUGCAACAUAUAAAUUGCUAAGAUGCCCACUGUCAAAGUCAACUCUCAACAUCAGCACGCUUUUUUACGUACAUGAUAUGCCGAACUUUUAAUGGAACAAAUAUUUCGCAAUGGAACCCUUUUCGUUUGGUAGUUCCGAAUCGCUAGACUAUCCGGUCAGCAUCCGCAUAAUUAAUCUAGAGGGAGAAGAGACACCUCACCUACAUUCAACUUUACUAAAAAGGCCCGAUCUCCGGCAUAUUGGCUCCAAUGUGAGCCCACAUUCCGAUCUAUAUGUUACCGUCCAAGUAUGGGCCGGCUCGAAACCCUUAACUGUCCCGGUACAGACUUCGUAUAAAGCAUUUCGCAACGAGAGGAGAUGGAAUGAAUGGCUUUCCAUACCGAUACCGUACAAAUCUCUCCCCAUCAACUCAUACCUGGCUAUCACGAUAUGGGAUUUGUCGCCUACAGGUGGAAAGCAAGCCCAGGGCCACGCUAUUCCUUUUGGCGGAACAACGCUUCCGCUUUUUGAUCAGGAUAAUCAUCUUCAGAAGGGCAGGCAGAAGUGUUUAGUCCACCGGCACAAACUAGCUGAUGGAAAUGAUAAUACGACUACCCCAUCGAGCAUCGCGACGAAAAAACCCAGCUCUAAGAAAGAUGAUAAUACCCUUGUGGAUAAGGAGGCCGAAGAGCUUGAACGGUUGGAGAAAUUAUUUAAGAAACAUGAGAUGAACGAAAUACCCAGAGUUGAAUGGCUUGAUCAGCUCGUAUACCGUGCAACCGAGAAGCGUGGCUUAAAAGCGGCUAAAAAGUCGACAAAGCCAUUCCAGCAACGAACAAUACCGAGUGCGGAUGAUGAGCAGAAUGGGCAGCAGGAUAAGUCUAAUAACCCCGAGACUGAAGAUCCGCCGAGACCUGGACCGUCAAAGUUCAUGUUGAAUAUUGAACUACCUCGCUUUGACUUCCCUGUCGUGUUUGCGGAUCACGAAUAUCCACCACCACCCAUCUCAUCUUUCCAGCAUCUUUCAGCUUCUCAGUCCAAUAUCGUCCUAAAACCUCCCCCAGAGGUAUCAUAUGGCCCUGGUAUUAAUGGACCGGGAAAUGAAAGAGAUGGUAUGAACGGUCGCCUGGUAAGAAUCUAUGACCCUGAAGUGGGAGCUAGGGACAACCCAGCAGAAAGCAAACAUAGACGCCUUGUCAGAAGUCAGCACCGCCACGGAAUUUUAGAUAAAGACUUGAGGCCUAACGCCAAGGUUCGAGAUGAGCUGAAUAUGAUCAUGUCGUACUCCCCGACCCAUGUUUUAUCACCGGAAGAGAAGGAUCUUGUGUGGAAAUUUCGUUACCACCUGACCAAGGACAAACGUGCCCUUACUAAGUUUGUCAAGUCUGUCAACUGGCAAGACCAAAGCGAAUCCAAACAAGCCAUCCAGGUGCUGGGAAAAUGGACUGAUAUUGACGUGGAUGAUGCUCUUGAGCUGCUUGGUCCUACCUUCGAUAACAGGGCCGUGAGAGCGUACGCAGUGGAAAGACUAAGGAAAGCAGAUGAUCAUGAGUUACUCCUCUACCUGCUGCAGUUAGUCCAGGCCCUGAAAUUCGAACAUAUUUCGGCCGACUCAAGUCAAGCUACUGUGCAGGCAUCUUCGCUCGCUAAUUUCUUGAUUUCGCGGGCUGUUCAGAACUUCACCCUCGGAAAUUAUUUCUAUUGGUAUCUUGGGGUUGAAUACGACGAUAAGAGUAAUGACCAAGGCGAGGAAGUUCGUACCAUGUACGCAAAAGUUCAGUACGACUUCAUGAAAGAAUUAGAGGAUCGUCCAGGUGGGCGUGAGACAAGGGUUACUAUCAGAAGACAAGCCGAGCUCGUCACUGUCUUGUCUAAGAUCUCAGCUGAGAUUCAGGCCUCGAAUGAAUCAGUGGCUCGCAAGGCUGAGAGGGUUAAGCAUUUCUUAGCAGAUGCCAAAAAUGAGGUCUUAUCUAUUGACCCGCCCAUCCCUAUGCCUCUGGACCCGUCAAUCAUAGUUGUUGGUGUGAUCCCUGAAGAGACAAGAGUCUUUAAGUCGUCUCUGUCGCCAAUCAUGGUAACAUUCAAGACAAUAUCGGGCAGCAAGUAUCCUAUUCUUUUCAAGACCGGUGACGACUUACGACAGGAUCAAUUAGUCAUCCAGAUUAUUACCCUUAUGGAUCAACUGCUUCAGAAAGAGAACCUGGACCUUAAGCUGACGCCCUACAAAAUCCUUGCAACCAGCACGACUGCUGGUGCCUCUCAAUUUAUACCUUCCCAGACGUUUGCGGCGAUAUCUUACAAAUACCGUAACAAUCCUGCUCUUGCUUACCUCAAGCAGCACAAUCCAGAUGAGCGGGCAUAUUUAGGGGUACGAAAGGAAACACUUGACACGUUUGUCAAAUCUUGCGCAGGAUAUUGCGUCAUCACGUAUAUCUUAGGAGUUGGUGAUCGUCAUCUGGACAAUCUUCUUUUAACUCCAGAUGGCCACUUCUUCCACGCUGAUUUCGGAUUUAUUCUUGGGCGAGACCCUAAGCCUUUCGCUCCAGCGGUGAAGCUUAGUAAGGAGAUGGCUGAUGCUAUGGGUGGCUCAAAUCCUCCGAGCGAGCAUUAUCUGCAAUUCAAGCAAUACUGCUUCCUCGCAUUCGCGGCUCUGCGAAAGUCAUCGAAUCUCAUCCUCAAUUUGUUCAGCCUUAUGGUACAUGCUAAUAUUCCGGACAUUAAGAUUGAACCGGAUAAAGCGGUUUUCAAGGUGAAGGAGCGGUUCCAUCUGGAACUGAACGAAGAGGAUGCGAUCAGGCAUUUAGAUGGGAUCAUGGAGGACAGCCUCAACGGUAUUAUGCCCGUCGUUAUUGAUCGACUACAUGAUUGGGUUCAGGCGUUCAGGCCUUAACGGCUAUCGAAUGAGAGGUUACGAAUGGUUUCUCGGUGUUUUUGCAUUGAUAUUAGAACUUUAGAACUUACCGCUUACCUUGGAAGUGCCUAAAUCGGUACAUGAUAGUUUUUAUGAGGGGAUCGACGGCGGCUUGGUGUUGAAGAUAUUACUACCCUCCACAAUACAUGAUACCCAGUGCGAAGACGCAUUCAAA